This is a messenger RNA of Oxyura jamaicensis (ruddy duck), 3726 nucleotides long. RefSeq names its product katanin regulatory subunit B1 like 1 (gene KATNBL1). Gene Ontology annotation, cellular component: nucleolus. The transcript is spliced from 11 exons. Bases 262 to 1173 code for a protein of 303 amino acids. NCBI's taxonomy places the organism in Eukaryota, Metazoa, Chordata, Aves, Anseriformes, Anatidae. The record is from RefSeq and is a predicted model, not a curated record. Gene Ontology annotation, molecular function: microtubule binding.
GGGCGCUGCGCCCCGGCCCUAGGCUGCCGCGGCUCCUCCUCCGGCGCGGCCCGGCCCGGUACCAUGAGCGGCGGAUGUAAACAUUUUGUCCAAGAACUAAAUAAGUUUGAGUUAUCAGGCUGUGCGAGGAGCACUUAACCCUCACCUGGAUUCAUCCUCUGUAAACUUGACCGAACUCUGAUGUGUGGUCACUUUCCGAGGUUCAUUAUGACUGCUUGGGCCAGCAGGCCCCAUACAAAUUCGAUGUGGAUUUGAGAGAUUAUGGCCUCUGAAGCCCACAAUGUUAGAAAACAGAAAGUAUUGCAUAUCGAAGGUUGUCUCGUUGAUCUCCCCAGAAAAAGAAUUUCUUCUUCCACUAGAAAGAUCAUGAAGGAGGGUAAGAAAUCUCCAAAACAGCUGGCUUCAUACACAAACAGAAUAACAGUUGGAAAAACAGUGACCAGUCCCCUGUCUCUCUUCAAAGUAGUAUAUUGUAAAAGAAAAGUUUGUUGUUAUACUCCAAAGCCUUGUUAUAAAAAGAAACAGUUCCCUAAAUCAAGGGGCUGUGACAUGGCAAAUAAAGAAAAUGAACUGGCUUGUGCAGGGAAUCUGCCAGCAAAACUGCACGACAGUCGUACACACUUGCUGAAUUCUAGUGACUCUGGCUCAUCUCAAACAGAAGGCCCCUCAUCCAAAUAUAGUGGAUUUUUUUCAGAGGUUUCUCAGGACCAUGAAACUAUGGCUCAAGUUCUUUUCAGCAGGAAUCUGAGGCUGAAUGUAGCUUUAACCUUUUGGAGAAGGAGAAGUAUAAGUGAACUGGUAGCCUACCUAGUGAGGAUACAGGAUCUUGGAGUAGUAGUAGACUGCCUUCCCGUGCUUACGAACAGUUUACAGGAAGAAAAACCAUAUAUUUCAAUUGGCUGCUGUGUAGAUCUUUUGCCUUUAGUGAAAUCACUACUUAAAAGCAAAUACGAGGAAUAUGUGAUAGUUGGUUUAAACUGGCUUCAGGCUGUCAUUAAAAGAUGGUGGUCAGAACUAUCUUCACAUGCAGAGAGGGCAGAUGAUAGAAAUAUUCAUAUUUUAAAAGAACUGUUAAGUGGAUUAUGGGAACAAGAGAAUCAUCUUACUCUGGUUCCAGGAUAUACUGGUAAUAUAGCUAAGGAUGUAAAUGCUUAUUUAUUACAACUACACUGACAUGAUUGAGAAAUGGCGUGCUUAUGUGGUGAAACAAUCCCCUAAAAUAUCCCUGAAAUACGUACUAUUUCUGAAAGCCUUUUGAGAAAUAUUGGCGGAAGAGAACUGAACUGUCAAGCUGUUUAAUGAAACCACUAACAAAAUCCUAACAAUCUACUUCACAUUGAAGUGGAAAAAUGUCUAGUAGGAGCAACUUUUACUUCAGUGAGGUGAAAGUGCACUAUGAAAACUGUAUGCCUUUGCUGCAUUUGGGAUUCGUUCAGUUACUAGGUAUUCAUUUAAAUGCUACUGUUUUACUACAACGUCGCAUAAAAAGUUGAAUUACACCAUCAUGAAGACGAGACAGCAGAACCAGUUAUAAUGAACCAACAAGAGUAAUCAGCAUUAAGAGCUUUUAAGUGUUUUUCACAAGAACUCCAAAAUGCACAACUAUCUUCCAUUUAUGUUAAAGAAAACUUUGAAAUAUUGAAUUUCUUCUGUUUUAAUCAAAAUUAAAGACUUUUUGUUUGCACUAUUGAGAAACUAUACAGCAAAGAUGCCUUAAUUACUAGUGUUUCAAAAAGCCAAUGUGUUAAGUUGCAAAUAGCUAUUACGUUCAGAUUGUGUUGAAAAACUACUACAAAAAUCAGGGUUUCACAUUGUGUAGUUGUUUAUGAAACAUUGCACAUUGACAAAAAUUCAUGUAUGAAAUAAUAUAAAUACCUGAAGUUAAGCUUGGAUAAACAGUUAUUACAAAUGUGAGCAGAAUGGUGAAUUUGUCUAACAAAUGUUUUUAUAUUGUAUGUGGAUUUCUAACACAGUAAUCUUGUUCUGUAUCAUUUAAACUACAUGCAAAUAAGUAAAUAUAUUAAAUGUAUCUUUUCUUUUCAAGUUCAUAAAAAUAAUUUCUAGAACAAUUUCUUCCACAGUACCUUUUAUUGUAGUUAUAUCUAUUGUUCGUAAAAUGUUUACAGCCAGAAGAGGCCAUGUUAUUCAAGUUAUACCCUUUAUAUAUACUACCUCCUUUAAGAAAUUGACAGAACCUUGCAAAAUUCAACAAUAACCAGGUUUACUCAUGAUAAAUUCAAACUACUUUAAACUGAAAAUAACAAACAUUGAAAAUACAACUAUAAACUGUUCCUCUCCUAUUGCCAUCCUGUGCUAUUUUAAUUUAAAAGCUAGAGAUGAAUAGCUCUGAGGGAGUUGUGUUUUUAGGCUUGCUACUGCUUUUUUUUGUGAUGAGGAAGCAUGCUUUUCUAAUUAAAUCAUAUGAAGUGCCAGCUGUUCACUUAAUAAUACACGUGCAUCACCAAAUUACUUUCUAUGGGGAAACAAAGUGCUUAGGGUUAUUUUCAUGCCUAACAUCAAGCAUAUGCACUUUUAUUGAAGUGCUAGGCAGGAGAAAGACUUUUGACAGCCUCAAGUGGUUUUUACUCUACAGGUGAAACUGAUGAGUUUUGAACUUAAGUAGUGGUCAACAGCUUUAGGUCUACUGUUGCUUCAUUUUAUAGUUUGUACGUAAUUUACAUGUCAUUAUUGCUAACUUCUGAAGGCCAAUUAGAAAUCUGUCAUCAGAACUUGGUACUUUUUGGUUAUUUGAAUAUUCUUUAAAUAACCAAAGGUUCUAUGCUUUCCAGGGCAGUCAGCUACAGGGAAGAAUAUUUGGGACAUCCCAAAACUGAUAAUUUAGUGGGACACUCUCUUGAGAUAUGAGUAGCAUGACUCUUUUUGCUAGAAUUAUACAUUACUGAGAGGUAUUUCACACUCCAAAGAGUUUGAGAUAAUACCUAAUGCUUCUCAAAAUAUUUUUUCUGUAAAGUAAAAAAAAUAUAAAGGAAUUACAAUAUGGUAAUGGAUAGUGGAACACUUAAAUAUAAAAGUAACAAGGGCUGAUUUCAGAAUUUGGGAUGUAAUGGCUGAAGCUCUUAGAUUAUUCCUCAAUAAGCAUACCAUAAAGGUGGUGGAAACUUGGAUUUUAAUGUCUCGUAGUUUUUAUAGGCAAGGUGAAGAAAUUCAUGGCCAUGUCUUCCAGAUAAUACAAUAAAUAAUUGCUGUAAUAAAACGAAAUAUUCUACUAUUCAAAAACUCUUGCUGAACUAUAAAUAUGAACAUAUGGGCUGAUACUGAAUUCUGCAUACAGCCAUGGUUUCUACUUUUUCUAACUGUGGAUGGUGCUUUUAUUCUGAUGGCAAGGUAAGAUUGUCUUAAGAAUCAUUAUUGAUAUUUAUGUAAUAAAAGAAUGCAUUAUUUUUAACUGUCAAAAGUUGUAUUUUGACAGCAUCAAUAAUACAGUAUUAAACAUUAAGUUGUUAGUAUUUGUGCCUUAUUUAAAAUGAUUUUUUUACCGUUUUCAGGCAACUGCUAGACUAUAAGAACACGAUUCAUUGAUGUUGUUAUCAACAGAACUCUGGCUACUGUCCAUUACUGAGUGAUUUUUGUCAUGUUUUUAAGUAACUCAUUUAGCUAUUCAGGUUGAAAUUCAGGUUCAGCUUGUAUGCUCUUCAGUUCUCAACUAGCUACAAAUCAGUUUUUCUGUAAUAGAACGUAUAUGUAUAAUGUCUGCUCAAAGGUGAU